Messenger RNA from Sardina pilchardus (European sardine), 4958 nucleotides. RefSeq names its product cdc42-interacting protein 4 homolog. The transcript has 16 exons. The record is from RefSeq and is a predicted model, not a curated record. Gene Ontology annotation, biological process: signal transduction. Gene Ontology annotation, molecular function: protein binding. Lineage: Eukaryota; Metazoa; Chordata; Actinopteri; Clupeiformes; Clupeidae. The coding region runs from base 316 to 1875 and encodes 519 amino acids.
GAGUAGAACAGCGCGAGGAAGAGCUAAGGGAAUACCUCCCUCUUCCGACUGGAGAAACGAGAAGAAGAAAAAAAACUGUGACUUGUUUCAGGGGACGCGGCGGAACGAUAAUUGGAUUCGUUUGGAGUAACACAGUCGAGCGCACCCAAAACUCGAGGAAGAGAGAGGGAUAGAGAGAGAGAGUGCAGAAUAUUUCCCCUCUUGGCGAUGCGUUACAAAUCUGUUCCUGACGCAUUCUUUAUCAGCUAGUCGAAGUUGUUUCCACCCUCGUCUUUAGUCUUCAAGAUAAAAGCGUUGGGGAUAAACCUUGAAAACAUGACGUGGGGCACAGAUUUGUGGGACCAGUAUGAUAACAUUGACAAACACACACUAUCAGGCUUGGACCUGAUGGAGCGCUAUGUGAAGUUUGUCAAAGAGAGAACUGAGAUUGAGCAAAGCUAUGCAAAACAACUCAGGUCUUUGACUAAGAAGUACCGGCGAGGUACUAAAGAUGAAGCAGAGUUCAAGUACACCAAUCACCAGGCAUUUCAGGACAUCCUGACGGAGCUGAACGACUACGCCGGGCAGAGGGAGGUGGUGGCGGAGAACAUGACCGUUAACAUCUGUGCCGAGCUCACCAAGAUCCUCCAUGAGCUCAAGCAAGAGAGGAAGAGUCACCUGUCUGACGCCAAGAAAGCCCAGCAGAACCUGGAGAGCACAUUUAAACAGCUGGAGAGUAGUAAGAAGCGCUUUGAAAAGGAGCAAAAGGAAGCUGAAAAGGCCGGCCAGCAGGCUGAGAAAGCAGAGCAGGACAGCAACUCCACCAAAUUAGACGUGGAUAAGGCCAAGCAACAUGCACACAUGCGCACACACGCUGCGGAUGAGUGUAAGAAUGACUACGCUGCCCAGCUUCAGAAAUACAACAAGGAGCAGAACCAGUUCUACUACACCGAGAUCCCCAACAUAUUCAAUAAUUUGCAAGACAUGGACGAGAGGCGCAUUAGGAAGCUGUCGGAGGCCUACGCUCGCUUUGCAGACACUGAGAAACAGGUUAUGCCAAUCAUCACCAAAUGUCUCGAUGGCAUCAACAUGGCCAGCAGCAGGACCAAUGAGAAGCAGGACUCGCAGCUGUUCGUCGACCAGCACAAGUCUGGUCUGGUGCCCCCCGCGGAGGUGGAGUUUGAGGACUACAGCCAGGGCAUCAAGGCCGCCAGCUCAGACAACACACUCAACAUGCCCAAAGUCCGCAUCAAGGACUUCUUCAACAAGAGGAAGCACAAGAACUCUAGAGAAGACAAGUCGACGCCCCCUCCAGCGGAGGACUUCUCUCACCUGCCCCCGGAGCAGAGGAAGAAGCGUCUGCAGCAGAAGGUGGACGACAUCAGCAAAGACCUCCAGAAGGAGAUCGACCAGAGUGAGGCCCUUGAGAAGAUGCGGGGUGUGUAUGAGCAGAACUCGGCGCUGGGCGACCCCUCCAGCCUGGAGCCACAGAUUCAGCAGACGUCCCAGAACGUGGGCAGGCUGAGGGGAGAGCUGGCCAAAUACGAGACCUGGCUGAACGAGGCAGGUGGAGUGUUGGAGAGUAUCAACUCCCAGAUCAACAACAACUUCAACAGUUCCGCUGGUGGCACUGUCAUUGCUGGCCCCACUCUGCAAGACCCUGGGGUGUACGAGGACGGUUUCUAUGAGGAGUUUGAUGACGACGAGCCUGAGGUGCCUUUGGGCCAGUGCUCUGCCCUGUACCACUUUGAUGGCACCAGCGACGGCACCAUCUGCAUGCAGGAGGGCGAGCAGCUCAGCGUGAUGGAGUCGGACCAGGGCGACGGCUGGAUGCGCGUGAGGCGCGUCAACGGAGACGAGGGCUACGUGCCCUCGUCCUACAUCAACAUGAACUGAGGAGGGAGGGAGGGAGGGAGGGGAACGGGGCCGCACAGCUCCCUGGAGCUUCCUGGCUAACGCAAAUGUUAAUGCUAAUGCUAAUGCUAGCGUCUUGGCUCUCGCCUUUGUCUGUUCAGAGGCCCCUGUAGGACUGCCAGAUUAGCAUGCAUGCUAGCGCUAGCAUCUCCUCUCGUUCAAAACAUCAUAUUAGGUUUUUAGAUAUCGGACACUGGGCUAGCAAGGAUUAGUAUAAUACUAACAUUUCCCUUAUGAAAAAUCGUUUUUACAUGGGAUGGGCAAAAAAAUAAAACAAAACAAAACAAAAAAAAAAACACUAUAGACCUACCAUGACUAAUGCAAACCAUUUCCAUUCAUUAAAAUUGGGAUCUCGCGAAGAUCCUGAAAUUGAACUAGAUCAGUCCUGUAACGUGGAAUCCAUCCAGCUUGAGGCUCCAUCGAAAAUACACGUAGUAUUGUGCCAACACGCCUACAAUUCAUUCAUACUGCUUACCUCAAGUUAAGGGACAGUUGGCUGAUAACAUGACUUAAGAUAUUCCAAACAUGCUACUUCACUGUGCGAAACUGUCUUCUACCUGACUACAAGUUGUAUAACUGCCAUUAGCUUUAAAGUUAGCUUUACCUUCUUCACUUUCGGGAUGCUGCUGAACUCCUGUAGCCUGCCAAAAGACCUACAAUGUUACCUACAUUAUAUUGUGGUUAUCCAGAUCACUGGUGUGUUGCAUUCCAGGCAACUCAGAAGUCAGAUAGUUUUCAUUUCCAACAAAUAAAACAAAAAUAGUGUAAAAUUCCAACCUCCUUUCUGAAAAAAAAAAGUACAAUGGAACACCACUCGAAGUCGGAGUUCCUACUUCUGAACUCGGGGGAAGGUGAUCUACCCCAACUUAGAUGUCGAAACUAAAGCCUGAUCUCUGACUUCCGAGUUGUGUGGAUUCUGGGCAUUGUGCUCACUCCUCCAAAAUGUUGUAAUUCAAAUACACGUUUUCCGGAAAUUAACACGACUUUCCACAAUCUCUCCAUUUCUACUUUCCAUGAUGUUCACGCCGAAAAAAAUGUUCAAUUUCAAAUCAUCGACUAGCCGUCUACAUAUUUGUAUGUACAUACACAGAACACCAGACUGUGUAUUCGCCAGGGAGCACCCUUUAGAUCUAACCAGCUUACACGAUUCAUCUUGACAUCAUUAUGGGGACCAAGCACUCAGUGUUUGCCCCAACCCUUUAGAACGCAAGCCUUAUCUGUAAUUCCACCUCUUUGGGCUUCUUUUAGAAGCGCUUUAAUACCUACGUGUUCUACCAGGCCCCUGAUCUCUACCAGGGAGGCUACACUGGGCUAGUAACUGAAGCGUUCCCGUUAGUGGAACAUCUGCCGCCACAAUUAAGCUACCACAAUAAUCAACGGAACUGGCGACACCAGACAAGAUGGAUGCCAUUUUUUUACAAACGUAUGGGCCGCUAUCUUCUCAACCUAUUUUUACACUCCACAAAUGGAGUGCUUCAUUUGCGGAGCUUACAGGUCUGUGAUUGAAGCGAGCUUUGGUAUCUUGAAAGGCGCUAGGUCUAGGUCAUUAUUGCUCAUCUCAGCUUUUGGUUGUGUACCCCCAUAAGGGUUACUGCUCCAUUCUAAGCGUUAAUCAACUGGAAAUGCAUGCACUGUAUAUUUGGUUUUAAUAGUCUACAUUCGGUUUUCUUUACCUAACAUUAAUUUCCAUGGACAUCACUGUCAAUAAGUCAGAUUCAGGUUCAUGGCUUCAUAUGUUAAUGAUUGGAUAAUGUUACUCUCAGGACAUUAUUCGUUAAUAAACAUAAAGACAUUCAGCGCUUACCUUCAGCACUUACGGACAUAAAAUAGCAUCAUGUGCAGUGGCGUAUGCUUAACUGGCAUUAACAUUAACUACCUUUCUUUGUAACUAAACGAAAAUGUAACGUUUUAUGUUAUGUGCAUCUAAAUCUGUUGAUAUACUCGCCUAAUAUAGAUAUUGCCGAUAUCUACAAGCUGAGGAAAGGCCUGGGUUUACCUCCUAGUAUGCCCAUUGUGACUGCCUGGGAUCUAUCAUCUCAUACAAACACUUUGAACAAAAAUAUCUCCAUGUUUAAACAAUUUCACAAUAAUCUCUUUUAAUACUCUUAAGUACUGCCUAUGUUGAAAUAUCCUACACCUCUUCUGUUAGCCGUCAUUCGAGUUAGAGGAGAUCAUGUAUGGAAAGGUUUGUCCGGUGAUGCUCUAGUUAAAUGAUGAUUCUUUGAACUUAAAGUAACUUUUAAAGUGUAACUGAUUGCUUCUUAUUAGAGUGAUUAACAUUUUUUUAAAAUGCCAUUCCAUUUUAAAUGUGUGUGUGUGCGUGCCAAGUAACAUUUUGAAUGCAAUUUCUCCAUCAUAAAAUGUGCGUGUCUGAGGUUGUGAGAGUGAGUGUUUUUAAUCCAUACUUGCGCCCUGUGAAGUUAGCUGUGCAGUGUGUGUAAAUGGCAUAUUGCUAUAGUAUUUAUAAAAUGUGUAAUAUAUAUAUAUAUCUUGCUAGACAUUUCUCUAAGCAUAUAUAUUCAUAUAACGAGCAUUCCACUCAAAGGGUCUUCCAGAAGCUACAAUCGCUGAUAUUGUUAUUACAGUAAUAGCUAAUAUAAACUGUUCUUCGUACUUAUGUGUGGGAAAGGGACUUUCGGGUUUACGCCGUUUCUUCAGUCAUUCUGGUUCAUGGUUUGAUACCUUUUUUUUCCGUAUUCCAUUUGGUGUGUUAAUUAUUUUUUGGGGGGGCUUUUGUAUGUUUUGUGGUAAAUUUUCUGUGUGUUGUUUGUUUGUGUGUGUGUGUGUGUGUGUGUGUGUUACGUGAUUUAUGUUUCUUCCUCUGUAGUGUGUGUGUGUGUGUGUGUGUGUGUGUGUGGUCUUCUUCUGUGGUUUUUGCGCUGAUGGUCUUUGAGCCAGAAGGGGGGUGCUGCCCCCUGUUGGAGGUGUCACUGUGCCUUAGAAACACUACUGUAAUGUACAUAGUGGGUCUACAGCCAAAAUGGAUGCUGUCAUUUCCCCUUGUUUUUUUUUUUAUGUAACAUAUAAACUGUCAUGGUAAAUAAAAUGUCUAAUGUUUUAUCGUG